GUUUUUGUUUGCCGGGAAGGAGCAGCGAGGCAGCGUCUCUCCCUUCACUUACUUCAUAAUUUUUUCCUACAUUUCCCACCAAAAUGUCAGAUAAUGAGGAUGCGGUAGAACCAAUGGAAGUUGGGGAGAACUCCAACGAGUCAUCAUCAGCGGAGACGACAUCCUCGAGCAAAGCUGGUGGAGAAUAUGAGAACAAGAUGGAGACAGAUCGGUCCAAGAGGUUUGACUAUCUCCUAAAGCAGACAGAGAUCUUCUCUCACUUCAUGGUUGGUGCCAGAGACAAGACUCCAUCCUCCCCCCUCAAAUGUAAACCUGGACGUCCAAAGAAAGCAGAAAAUCGCAAGCCAUCCAUCACGGGCGACCAGCAGGGCAUCUCCAACCAGCUAUUGGAGCACAAAGCUCUCGCAGGCCGCGUGAAGAAGUUAACGUCUGCAGCCGCUGACCAUCGUCACCGCAUGACAGAACAGGAAGAGGAUGAGGAACUGCUUGCCGAAUCUAAUAAAUCCUCCAAGAUAAUCACCCGUUUUGAGGAGAGCCCAAGCUACAUUAUCAAUGGUGAGAUGAGGGACUACCAGAUCCGAGGCCUCAACUGGAUGAUUGACUUGUAUGAAAAUGGAAUUAACGGUAUUCUUGCAGAUGAGAUGGGUCUUGGCAAAACACUUCAAACUAUCUCCCUGCUUGGGUACAUGAAGCAUUUCCGCAACAUUCCUGGACCACACAUGGUUAUUGUUCCUAAGUCAACGCUCCGUAAUUGGGAGAAUGAGUUCAAGAGGUGGUGUCCUUCCCUGCGUGCUGUAUGUCUCAUUGGUGACCAAGAAACUAGGUCUACGUUCAUCCGUGAGGUGAUGAUGCCAGGGGAAUGGGAUGUUUGCAUUACCUCCUAUGAGAUGUGCAUUCGUGAGAAGUCUGUGUUUAAGAAAUUCAAUUGGAGGUACAUGGUCAUAGAUGAGGCUCACCGUAUCAAGAAUGAGAAGAGCAAACUUUCUGAGAUUGUGCGUGAGUUCCGGACCACCAAUCGCCUCUUGUUGACAGGAACUCCCUUACAGAAUAACCUUCAUGAACUGUGGUCACUGCUCAAUUUCUUACUUCCUGAAGUCUUUAGUUCCUCUGAGGAUUUUGACUCAUGGUUUAACACCAAUAACUGCUUGGGUGAUUCCUCCUUGGUUGAACGUCUGCAUGCUGUACUGAGGCCCUUUUUACUGCGUAGGCUUAAAUCUGAUGUAGAAAAGCGUCUCUUGCCUAAGAAGGAGACAAAGGUUUACAUCCAGCUGUCUAAGAUGCAGCGUGACUGGUACACAAAGAUCUUAAUGAAGGACAUUGACAUUGUGAAUGGUGCUGGUCGCACAGAGAAGAUGCGUCUGCAGAACAUUCUCAUGCAGUUGCGCAAGUGCUGUAACCACCCUUAUCUUUUUGAUGGAGCAGAGCCUGGCCCACCAUACACAACUGAUUACCAUUUGGUGGAGAAUGCUGGCAAAAUGGUUGUACUUGACAAGCUUCUUCCCAAGCUGAAGGAAAUGGGAUCGCGUGUGCUGCUGUUUUCCCAGAUGACACGUAUGUUAGAUAUCUUGGAAGACUACUGUGUCUGGCGGAAGCAUUUAUAUUGUCGCAUUGAUGGUCAGACGGCACAUGAAGAUCGACAGAGACAGAUUGACGAGUUUAAUAUGCCUGAGUCAGAAAAGUUCCUGUUCAUGUUGUCAACCCGUGCUGGAGGUCUUGGUAUUAACUUAGCCACUGCAGACAUUGUCAUCCUUUUUGACUCUGACUGGAACCCACAAAUGGAUUUACAGGCUAUGGACAGAGCUCAUCGUAUUGGUCAGAAGAAGCAGGUGAAGGUGUUCCGUUUCAUCCAGGAGAACUCAAUGGAGGAGAAACUUGUUGAGCGUGCAGAAGUGAAGCUCCGCCUAGACAAGAUGGUUAUUCAACAAGGUCGUUUGAUGGAUAACAAGAGUAAUGCAUUGGCUAAGGAUGAGAUGUUGGCUAUGAUUAGACAUGGCGCCAAUGAAGUGUUCAAGGGCAAAGAUGAUGAGUUCACUGAUGAAGACAUUGAUGCUAUCAUUGGCAGGGGAGAAGAGAGGACAGAGGAAUUGAAUAAAAAGCUGGAGGCUCUUGGGGAGUCAUCACUUCGUCAGUUUACACUUGAUGUCCCUACCAACUCUGUCUACCAGUUCGAGGGAGAAGAUUACAGGAACAAACAGAAGGCAAUUGUUGGUAUGUGGAUUGAACCCCCUAAACGAGAGAGGAAGGCCAAUUAUGCUGUGGAUGCCUAUUUCAGGGAAGCACUUAGAGUGUCAGAGCCAAAGGCACCCAAGCCCAAUUGGAGAGGAGCACCCCGGCCACCCAAGCAACCAGUGGUUCAGGACUUCCAGUUUUUCCCGCCCAGACUGUUUGAACUGCUAGACAAGGAAAUUUACUUCUACCGCAAGACUGUGAGCUACAAGGUCCCCAAGAAUCCAGAGUUUAUGGCUGAAGCUGCCCGCAUCCAGAAAGAGGAACAGCAGAAGAUCGAUGAAGCAGAGCCAGUGACGGAAGAGGAGAUGGAGGAGCGGGACAGUCUUCUCACACAAGGUUUUCUCAAUUGGAGUAAGAGAGACUUCAAUCAGUUCAUCAAAGCCAAUGAAAAGUUUGGUCGAGACGAUAUUGAAAACAUUGCUAAGGAAGUUGAGGGUAAAACUCCUGAUGAGGUGAUGGAAUACUCGGCAGUCUUCUGGGAACGUUGUUCAGAGCUUCAAGACUGUGAUCGCAUUCUGGCACAAAUUGAGAGGGGCGAGGCAAAAAUUCAGCGUAGGGCAUCAAUUAAAAAAGCUUUGGAUGCUAAGAUGGCACGUUACAGAGCUCCAUUCCAUCAGCUCCGUAUCUCAUAUGGAACUAACAAAGGAAAGAAUUACACUGAAGAGGAGGACCGUUUCCUUGUGUGUAUGCUACACAAACUGGGCUUCGAUAAAGAGAAUGUAUAUGAGGAGUUGAGAGCGGCUGUCAGGUCUGCACCCCAAUUCCGUUUUGAUUGGUUCAUCAAAAGUCGUACAGCAUUGGAACUCCAGCGUCGGUGCAAUACAUUAAUUACUCUCAUUGAACGUGAAAAUCAAGAACUAGAAGAAAAAGAGCGUGCUGAGAGAAAGAAGGGAAGGCCCAGAGGAUUGUACAUCAAGUCAGGAAAACGGGCUGGAGGUACUCAAGAUGGCCGUGGUAGACGAAAGAAGAAGGCUGAAUGAAUGUGAAUUUUCUUUUCUUUGUGUUUGACCAUUUAAAAUGGGAUGAUUUAGUGAAUCUUUAUAGGCCUGAGCAGUUGGGAAAAUAGAUUAAAAAAGGAAGCUAAAUUAUUAGAUUUAUUUUUUACUACUGCCACCUAAAGGAUAUGAAAUUACUGCUCGAGUACAGUAUUUUAAAGUGGAAAUUUCAUAACGACCAAGUACUCGUAUAACUUAAACAUCUUAUCAACCACUACUUAAUGCUGUUCUAAAAAUGGGUGUUUUAUAGUAGCAUGUUUUGACAAAGUUUUGAUAAUGUAUGUAUUGUCUUCUGUACAAUAUUAUUAUCCAUGAAAUGGGUAGUUGAAAAAGCCAAAUGUUUGUAUCACCGCUAUCUUCAUGUAGGAUGGAUGGUUGUUGCCUAGUAAUAUCUACUGCUCAAAUGGUUGACAGUUCACUUCACAAAGUACUGUAUAUAUUUUCUGGCAAAGGUUUUUAUGGAAUUAUACCUUCAUUUAAAUUAUUAGUGAAAUCUCUUACAAUCCUCUCAUUGAAGGUACCUAGAGAGGAAUUGUUUUCAUGUAUGUGUAAUAUUUGGUGCCACUGCAAAGAUCCUCAUCCAAGUGGAAAUGGUUUUGUUCACCAGUUGUUACUUGGCAUGAUCCUUGUAUAUCAAGUUUGUAUUUCUCGACCAUCUUGUUUGCUCAGGUAUGAAGUUUAAUAGGUAUCCUCUUAAGUGUGAGUGAAUAUUAGCAACUUGUCAUUUUCUUUUAAUAAGAAUAAUUAAGUAAAGAGUUUUUCAUUUGUUACAGUUUAUUAUCUUCAUGUGCUGUUCUUAUCAGUAACAUUCCACACAAUGGAUUUUGUGAUUUGAAAACAUUCAACAGUUGCAUGGCCCCUUGGUGAUGAUUUUCUAAAUCCUGAGGUGUUUAGAUAUUACAGCAUGAACAUGUGAAACAGUGCACAAUAUUCAUGGUAAUAAUUGUAUGUCCAGGAUGUCUGUAAUAAUGUUUUAGAUAAAGUACAAUAAUAAUGUAUAAUGCUUAGAAUUGUUUUUUAAUAAACUUGUAUAAAAUA
Molecule: messenger RNA, 4262 nt
Organism: Homarus americanus (American lobster)
Lineage: Eukaryota; Metazoa; Arthropoda; Malacostraca; Decapoda; Nephropidae
Gene: Iswi
Product: chromatin-remodeling complex ATPase chain Iswi-like
Exons: 22
Coding region: 84-3209 (1041 amino acids)
Biological process (GO): nucleosome organization; regulation of transcription by RNA polymerase II
Cellular component (GO): chromatin; nucleus
Molecular function (GO): ATP hydrolysis activity; histone binding; DNA binding
Source: RefSeq, a predicted model, not a curated record